UUUGGCUUUCAAUAAAAAAGAGGAAAGUGGGAGCUGUGAGAGACAGAGACAAGGAAAUAUCUUUUUUUGUAAUUUUUAUUUUCCUUUUUCUCUUCUCUUCUAUCGCAAGAAGAAGCAGAGAGAUAGUCUAUAGGCAGAGAAGAGAUCGUUGUAGUUCAUAGCUAAAGAAGCAUCUGAGAGAAAGAGAGAUAGAGAUGAGAGAAAUAAUAAGCAUACACAUUGGACAAGCGGGAAUUCAGGUGGGAAACUCAUGCUGGGAGCUUUACUGCCUGGAGCAUGGCAUCAAUCCAGAUGGCAUGAUGCCCAGUGACACUUCAGUGGGUGUUGCACAUGAUGCUUUCAAUACCUUCUUCAGUGAGACUGGUUCUGGCAAACAUGUGCCCAGAGCUGUUUUUGUUGACUUGGAACCAACAGUCAUUGAUGAGGUUAGGACUGGACCUUAUAGGCAACUUUUCCACCCUGAGCAGCUUAUUUCCGGGAAGGAAGAUGCUGCUAAUAAUUUUGCUAGAGGGCACUACACAGUUGGGAAGGAAAUUGUGGAUCUGUGCCUUGAUCGAGUGAGGAAAUUGGCUGAUAACUGCACUGGCUUGCAAGGGUUUUUAGUGUUUAAUGCUGUUGGCGGUGGAACUGGUUCUGGUCUGGGGUCUUUGUUGUUAGAACGCUUAUCAGUAGAUUAUGGAAAGAAAUCAAAGCUUGGAUUCACCAUUUAUCCUUCUCCACAGGUCUCAACUGCAGUUGUGGAGCCUUAUAACAGUGUACUCUCUACACAUUCCCUUCUUGAGCAUACUGAUGUUGCUGUGCUUCUGGACAAUGAAGCUAUAUAUGACAUUUGUCGAAGAUCCCUAGAUAUUGAAAGACCAACUUACACCAAUUUGAAUCGAUUGAUAUCUCAAAUUAUAUCAUCUUUGACAACUUCAUUAAGGUUCGAUGGAGCCAUUAAUGUCGAUGUUACUGAGUUCCAGACUAACCUUGUACCAUAUCCUCGCAUCCACUUCAUGCUUUCUUCAUAUGCUCCUGUCAUCUCAGCCGAAAAAGCAUACCAUGAGCAGUUGUCAGUACCUGAGAUCACAAAUGCUGUAUUUGAGCCUUCAAGCAUGAUGGCUAAGUGUGAUCCUAGGCAUGGGAAAUACAUGGCUUGUUGUUUGAUGUACCGAGGAGAUGUUGUUCCCAAGGAUGUCAAUGCUGCUGUUGCUACCAUCAAAACUAAAAGGACUGUUCAAUUUGUUGACUGGUGUCCAACUGGCUUCAAAUGUGGUAUCAAUUAUCAGCCUCCAACUGUAGUACCUGGGGGUGACCUCGCCAGGGUGCAGCGUGCUGUUUGCAUGAUCAGCAAUAACACAGCUGUGGCUGAGGUGUUCUCUCGCAUUGACCACAAAUUUGAUCUCAUGUAUGCCAAGCGGGCAUUUGUUCACUGGUAUGUUGGUGAAGGCAUGGAAGAAGGGGAAUUCUCAGAAGCCCGUGAAGAUCUAGCUGCCCUUGAGAAAGAUUAUGAGGAAGUUGGUGCUGAAGGUGGAGAUGAUGAAGAGGAAGGUGAAGAUUAUUGAUAACUUGUUGAAGGAGCAUAUAUAUUUGGAGUUCAGUAUGUGAGGAUUUGCUACCAUCCCUGUUAUAAUUAAAUUGUUGUUUCUGAUGUGUAGCACUGCUGCUGUAAAAUUGUCAAAAUUGUGUCUAUGUUCUCAUUAAAUGUGUUUUUGUGGUAUCAAGUCUGAUAUUUGAAAAUAAAGAGUUUGUCAUUUUCAUGAGA
This is a messenger RNA of Hevea brasiliensis (rubber tree), 1744 nucleotides long. RefSeq names its product tubulin alpha-5 chain. Gene Ontology annotation, cellular component: microtubule; cytoplasm. Lineage: Eukaryota; Viridiplantae; Streptophyta; Magnoliopsida; Malpighiales; Euphorbiaceae. The transcript is spliced from 5 exons. Bases 195 to 1544 code for a protein of 449 amino acids. The record is from RefSeq and is a predicted model, not a curated record. Gene Ontology annotation, molecular function: GTP binding; structural constituent of cytoskeleton. Gene Ontology annotation, biological process: microtubule cytoskeleton organization; mitotic cell cycle.